AUGACUCGGUUUUCCCAUCACCUAAAACGGGACUCUGCUCCACCUUCAUUUGCCGUUCUGCGUCGUCGUGGGUUUGCGAAAAAUGGACAGGAUAUGGGGUCUAUCGACAACUCUGAAAGUGUCUUGAACCGUCUGGCUUCUUAUGCCUAUACCAAACCAGCCACCAGAACCGCCACGAGGGUGAAUCAGGCACUACAGCCCAAAAGGGAGGACGAUGAAGAAGAGCAGAGGCUCCAGGGUUCGCCUACAGACACCAAGGGCACUGUCACCCCAAGAGAGCCCAACCUAGACGAUAUCCCUUCUCCUGGCGGCAACUCUUCCCUUCAUACGCCUCUGAAGAGCGAGAACGGAACUCCGGAUGGAACGUCGUCCCCAGCUACCACUGUCCCCGGGCAGGACUCGGACGAACCACGAGCCAGGCUGAAGCGCUCCUUACCGUCCGAAGACAAGAAAUCCAGGGAAUCAAGCAGAUCCAGGGGGUCUUCACCCAAGAAACCAAAGCGAGGCUACGCUGACCCGUCUGUUUACGCACACCUUCGACCGGUCAAUGACAAUCUCAAGCCAGACCUUGACAUAAUCUUCUGCGGAAUAAAGUAUCCGCGACACUUGGCCACCAUUUCGCCGGGCCAACAAAUCAUUUCUGGAGUUGUCUUCAUGAGUCCGCCACACUCAACUCACCAAAUCCGCUCCUCAGGUCUCACCUCAACACGAAUGAAACCCCAAGAAGACUUUACCCUCCCCGACCGUCACAGCAUCGGACUAACCAACCUCGUAGGGCGCCCAACAGCCGAAGCAUCCGAACUCUCCAAAGCCGAAAGCCUAGCCUGCGUCGCCCCCUUCUUCGUCAAGAUGCACAAGUACCGACCUAAAAUCGUUUGUUUUGUCGGCCUUUCGAUUGCUGAGACUGUUAGUUCAUACGUGGCCAAGAACUUCCUUGACCCAGGCCUUCAGAAAAAGGGCAAAGCAAAAGUCAAAGCAGGCCCCGGACUCCUUUCCUUCAAGUUGACAUAUGAGUCCGAAGGGGACAAAUCACGUUCCGAAACCCUCUUCUACGCCGUAUCAAGCACCUCAGGUCGAGUCGUGAAAUACAAGAAAUCCGACAAAGUACAACAAUUCAAAGGCCUAAACGACCUCCUUCUAGAAUUGAAAGAGUCUAGAUUCGAUUCGACUGGUUUACACAGUGUUCCAGCAUCACGGUUCACAACAGUAUAA
This is a messenger RNA of Coprinopsis cinerea okayama7#130, 1212 nucleotides long. RefSeq lists its product as hypothetical. The transcript has 7 exons. Gene Ontology annotation, molecular function: mismatch base pair DNA N-glycosylase activity. NCBI's taxonomy places the organism in Eukaryota, Fungi, Basidiomycota, Agaricomycetes, Agaricales, Psathyrellaceae. The record is from RefSeq and is a predicted model, not a curated record. Gene Ontology annotation, biological process: base-excision repair, AP site formation. Bases 1 to 1212 code for a protein of 403 amino acids.